Hippopotamus amphibius kiboko is the source of this 5206-nucleotide messenger RNA. It is a transcript of the gene C5H10orf71, whose product is annotated as chromosome 5 C10orf71 homolog. The transcript is spliced from 4 exons. NCBI's taxonomy places the organism in Eukaryota, Metazoa, Chordata, Mammalia, Artiodactyla, Hippopotamidae. Gene Ontology annotation, biological process: positive regulation of calcineurin-NFAT signaling cascade. The record is from RefSeq and is a predicted model, not a curated record. Gene Ontology annotation, cellular component: Z disc. Bases 451 to 4761 code for a protein of 1436 amino acids.
GCCUGCCACACAGCAAAGCUCACCGCUUCAGGAUCCUAAGCCAGACAUGAGGUCAUGUUCUCCACCUGUGAAGAAUUAAAAUCCGGCUGACAAGGGAAGAAAUUUUGGCUGCUGGGCAGAGCUGGGCUGCUGGAAGAAUCAGGGUUCUGUCCGGUUCCUGGGAGGCCUGGAGCGCAAGCAGCUGGGACUCGCGGAGAGCGGAAGAUGGGCAGCAAUGACAGCAAAUGUAAGCAUGAAAAGAAGUUUUAAAACUACAGCUCCUAAAACCCGGGAAGACAGGCACCCGCAACCCCCACUGCUGUAACAGAGAAAAAACUUCCCACUUGGCAAUUGCAUCUGAUCAUCAGGAAGCUCUAGUUUUGUGGGGAGAAGGCUGCAUCCAACCCUUCCGAAAUCAUCACCCAGAGGCGCCCACUGACUGGCAGGGAAGGUCUUCCUGGCUGGCAGACGAUGCAGGGGAGUAAGAAGUGCACAGACGGCUUCAGCGACUCCUCGAGUAUUGGCAGCGUGCUGGACGAGGCAGACAGGGAGGUGAGCAGCCUCACCGACCGGGCCUUCCGGAGCUUGUGCAUCUCCGAGGACGCAUCCUUCCACGACUCUGACCUGGGCCUGUCCCCAGAUAUCACCCGCCAGGUGUUUGGGAAUUUUCACCAGGGAACGGUGAGCCACACCCACAGGAAAAGUGGCAUUUGGAGCCAGUUACCAUCCCAAGGCACCGAGCAUGCCGGCUGGGCGGCCACGUUCCAACAGCUGCCCAAGUACGUUCAAGGGGAGGAGAAGUAUCCCAAGAGCAGCCCCCCGCUGACCCCAGCCCAGAGGAGACUAGAAGUGCCAGUUUCCGGCCUGAGGAGCAGCAACAAGCCUGUUUCCAAAGUGUCGUCACUGAUUAAAUCUUUCGACAGGACUGAAAGCCAACGCUGUGACAGCAGGCCUCCUACCAGCAAGCCUCCAGCUCUCAAAAAUCCCCCCAAAUUUGCUCCUCUUCCAGAAAGUGGCGUCAACUUCUGCUUCGAUUCUGCCUUUUUGACCGUCAGGAGGGUGCCCGCCGAAGUCUCUGGCACCCAUCAGAACAGCCACCAGCCACCAGGCAGGAAGCACGGAGAACAGGAGUCCCCCAAGAAUCCCGAAAUGGCCUGUCGCGGCCCCAACAGCUUCCUCCCAACACCCAAAAACGCAGCCAAUUCGUUUGAGUCAAAGUUCCCCUCUCCAGCCCACAAGGCAGCCACUGGUGAGUCUGGAAGGGGCCAGGAGUGGGCUCGCAGAGGGACCUUUCUUCAUAGUGAAAACAGUGCUUUUGAGUCGUGGAACGCUCACCAACCGAGGCUGCCGGAGAGGAUGGAUGCUGCUGACGCCGUCCCAGAAAGCAAGGCUCCCCGACAUGAUGAGGACACGCCCUCGCUAAGGGAACCCAAGGCCCCCGAGCGCAAAGCCUCCCCCUGCCAUGUCCAGGCCAGCCGCGGUCAGGAAGAAAACAGGUUGGCCUCAGGGACUCUCUCCACAUCCGGAACCUGGGGAUCUAGGGAUCCAGGAGCCCAGGUAUUUGCUACGGAGGGAAAACCUUCCAGCUCACAGCCUGACCCUCCACUGAAACCAACUCAUGCCCCCUGGAGGAAACCAAAGCCUGGCAAGGGAGGGAAAGAAAGUCUCCAAGAUGCUGCAGAAGAAAAGAAGCAGACCAACCAGAGAGGCCCAGCCUUGUACACAAAGCACAAUCCCCAGGGGCAGUUUCCAGAAAAGGAUGCUCUUGACAUGCCUGUGGACCUCCAGGAGCAUUACGGUCCUCCUUUCAACAUCAGUAAGCUUCUGACCCCUGUCAUACCCACCAAGCAUGUUCUGGAGUCAUCCGACAGCCAGCCGGCGGAAUUAACCCCAUCACCCCCAGAACAGCUAAAUGGAUACCAAGAGAAGGAGCCCAGUGAAUGUCAGUCCCGGGACAGCUACAAAUCCAAAGCCCCCAGCCUGCUGUUCAACCUCAAAGACGUGCGGAAGCGCGUGAAGAGCACCUACAGUCCCUCACCUCUCUUAAAAGGCCUCGAUGAGAAAACCAGAGGCAAGCAAGAAUCCCUGAGCAAUGGUGGCCUCCUUCCCAACGGGCUCGAGGAAAGCCUUCCAGACGAGCUUUCUAAAGAGACACCAGCUGACACCCCUUCUGUGUCUCUCAUCAGUACCCAGAAGGACCCCAAAUCUGAACCCAGGGCAGCCUCUGCAGACAACUGCCUAACUCUUACCUCGCCAUCAGCUAUCACCAAAGGCCCCUUCUGUGUCAACGGUGAGGCUGCCGAUAGGAACAGCUGUGAGAAGGAAGACACCAAUGGAGAAUCAGAGAUGGGUAGUGGCAGGCCCGGCUGGCAACCAGACUCCAGGAAACGCCUCCCCAGGAAGCAUCUGUCCCUGAAGCUUUGCAGUGGAGACCCCGAGAGGGCAAGGGCUGCGGAGACCCUGAAGGCCCCAGGCGUGGAGAACGGAUUCUUGAGAUCCAUCUCUCAAGAGACAGAACCCGAGAGAGAGGCAAGACUUCAGAAUCCAAACUUCAACCAGAAAUUCUCCCCAGGGCCCCUUUCUCCCGAGGAGGAAGAUGUGUUUUAUAGCGACAGCCAGUCUGAUUUCAUGCCAAGCCUCAAAAGUAAGGCCAAAUUCAGCACCAGCUCUUCAGAUCAGUCCUUUGCCUCAUUUGAGGAUCAGCAGAAGACGUGGUUCACCGAGAGCCAGCGGGAAGACAGGAGGCAUGACGUAAGUACAGGUGACAGUCAGAAAGAUGAGCAGGAGACAGUGGUGGAGGAAGAUGAACUAAAGCACUGUGCCUUGAGUAAUGAACACGCAUGCGUGGAGGAGCACAGCAGGCGGGAAUCCGUCCAAGGAGAAGAGGAAAGUUUGCCAGGAGGUAGCCCUAGGAAGGCAUGGAGCGAGGAAGCUAAUUUCAGAGGCAUUGGGAUUGGGGGAAGUAAGGAUACGGCUCUUUCACAUACCAAAGACCUAACCCCUUCACCAUCUUCCACUUCAAACAAGCACAUCCUCUUUGCAAUUAAAGACAAUACCCUCAGGGCCACCCCCGUAAUAAAACCCAUCAUGUUGCCCCUCCUGAGGUCCAUGUCCUCAGACUCCCCACUGGGCAGCGGCCACAAAGAGGAGGAAUUGCCAAGGCCAGGCUGGGGUGGAGAUGCUGGUCUUUGUGCCCCCGCAAGCCAGGAAAUACCCAGCACCCCGACACCCACCAGUGUGCGGGGCACACACAUGAGGGGGGCAGCCUGUGAGGGCAUGGAGGACCACGGGUGGGUGCCCAGCACAGCCAGGUUGGAGGCCUCCCAGGCAGCCCCAAAGGCAUAUGUCCCAUCUCCUUCUCUCACGGGAGAGGACCAAGGGCUGCAGCCGCCCCUAGAGGCCACAAGCAGAGUCGCGGCAAACAACAGCAAGAGCAGUUCCGCAGAGCGGGGGAAGCCGGGUGCUCCAAGGUGCAUCCCCAGGAUCGCGUUGCCAGAAGGUGACCUAGAAGACCAGUCACCCCCACGGCAGCUUGCAACCUGUCGGGAAGAGCAGGCCCAAGGCUUCAAAGGUGACUUUUUGUCUACACCCAGAGCAGGGCCCCCGGGGAGAAGAUUGGUCCCUGGGGAGCUGGCAGCUUCCCCUAACGCCAGCUCCCUGGAGGAGAACAGCGCGUGCUCCCCUGCCGCCAGCAGCAUUUGGGACGACCCUUCCCAGGCCCCCAGCGAGCCCAGCCUGCUGCAAGGGGAGCCUCCCCACCGCAGCCCCUGGGCCAGCCCCGGCCCUGGCAGGGUGGCCCGGAGGGAGGACCUGACACAUGCCCUCACGUGGGAGCCCGGCUCCGAACCCCAACUGGAGCCUUCAGCAGAGGACCUCAGGACGCUCUCUCCAAGAGGCUCCUUGCAGGACACGGCUGCCGGCUCAGCUGGCCUCCUGGAGAAGCCAGAGCCUCCUGCUCAGCUGGAGAGGGCGGCUGGCAAGCCACCUGCCGUCCCACCCAAAACAGAGAAGGCCCUGCGGCGGGCGAAGAAGCUGGCAAGCAAGAGGAGAAAGACCGACCAGCCCCAGGGAAAGCAUGAUGAACGCCAGGAGGAAAAGGAAAAGCCGUACCCUGAGGACUCAGAGCGCAGGCCAUUGUCCCCUGGAGAGAGGCCCCGACCCCGGUUCCCCGUGGUCCGUUCCCUACCCCCUCCCGUGCACCGACACUCCGUGUCCGCCUUCUCAGAGCCGGUCCAGAGGCGGCCUGGGGGGCCCCAAUCCCUUACACCCCUGCCCCCUUACCCUGCCACCCAGAAGGUCCUCCAAGACCCCCAAUCUGGAGAGUACUUUGUCUUUGAUCUGCCACUCCAGGUGAAAAUCAAGACCUUCUAUGACCCAGAGACAGGCCAAUAUGUCAAGGUCUCCGUCCCAUCCUCUGAGGGGGCUUCCCCUGAGCCAACGCCCCCGGACGCCCUUGCUGCUCCCUAUGUGCUGUACCCCGGCUGCCAGCCCCUGCCCGUGACGGCCUUGAUGCCCCUGCGCUGCUCCUCUCAGCUCUCUGCCCCCACCUUCCUAAGGCAGCGCCCUCACGCCACCGAGGCAGCCGGCCCCAGGCCCCAGAGUGCCCGUGACGCGGGCCUGCCGCUGGCCUCUGAGCCUCCCGACAGCCCCACCCAGCACUCUGCAGGCCAGCUCCCCGAGGGGCCUCCCCAGAGCCCCGGGGAGGAGGGGGGGGAUGCUCCGAGCCUGGGCAUUAUCUCCAUCAGCGACCUAGAGGACUUUGCCACAGAAGGCAUUUCCUGAGAAUCCCAGCAGACUAACCCGCCCCCAGUAAACCCAGAAGAGCUUACUUCCCCCUCCCCCAGAACAAUCACACACACACACACACACACGAACACACGCACGCACACAAGCGCACACACACACAUCAACUCAUCCUCAGCCAUUUGAGAACCCUAAAGUUUCAAAGGAAGUGGAGAUCCUGAGAAAACCCAACCUGAAGGGCUCCCCGGGGCUCCCCUCCCUGGGAGGGCACUGCUCUGCUCACAUAAGCAGGUCCCUUCAGAGCCUCUUCCUGGAUCCCAGAUCUGCUCCGUUUCUUUUCUCCUCCCCUCCCUGCCUCCCUGUUCUCCCCUGGCCCUGCGACCAGGGUGAGUAUAGCCUCCUACCUAACCAGCUGUUCCCCCCAGCAUCCCACCCACUCCUCCUCAAGGGUCGGCUCCCACAGCGAGCCAGUCCCAAUGCCCCC